Messenger RNA from Oldenlandia corymbosa var. corymbosa, 1007 nucleotides. Lineage: Eukaryota; Viridiplantae; Streptophyta; Magnoliopsida; Gentianales; Rubiaceae. The record is from the annotation of a GenBank genome assembly.
CAAAAAGAAAGAAACACUAGUAGUAUUCCUAAUCUCUUCUUUUUUUCUCUCUCUCUCACACACACACACACAUAAAGAGAACCCCCUUUUGGCUUUUGCUACGUUCCUUUUAUUUCAUGUGCUUUCAUUUUUCUGUUGGAUCAUAAGUCGCACCAGCAUUUUGCACCUUUGCUACCCUCACUCUGUUUCCCUGUGUUUUUCUCCCCCGGUUCGAUCCAAGCAAAUGGCUGACGAGUUUGAUUCUAAGUUGAAGGAAACAUCUGGUUUGCUGAAACUUGUACUUGAAAAUCAGCGUCUCCGAUUCCUCCAUUUACUGCGUGUUUUGUUUGACGAUAAAGAUCCAAAGGAACUCCCCCUGGGACGGACCAAAAGGGGCCAAUUCAAGAAAUCGAAAAACUGUGGCGAUCUGCUCCACCGAGCCCACAAAAAGAUACUAAGGAUGGUGGAUGACAUUGAUGAGCACGAGAAAUUCCUGGCUGAUUUUGUAAGCUGCCCUCCACCAGCUCCAGCCCUUAAUCAUCUGAAAACUAUCAUGAAAGACAUAAGUGGCCGGACGUCAACUGGGACUCACACUCACAACUACUGCCUUGAAGAGCUUAGUGUCGAACUUGUGGACCAUGUGAAGGAGCUAACCCGUCUUUCCUAUUACAUGGAGUCUAUUAUAAUUAGGAGAAAUGGUGGGAAAGAGACGGAUGUUCCAAAAUGGAUUGACUUUGCAGUUAACAAUUUAGCCAAGCUGUGAUGCGAAGCAGCCGGUGGAAAUGUUGGGAGCUCCUAUAUAUUAAUGAUGAAGAAGAUGGAUGAUUUUGCUAGUAACUUAUGUCCUUUUUGUUUUAGUCAUCAAUUUCAGUAUUAAGCUGGUUUGUUCCUAUGAUAUUUACUCUUCUUCUUCUUCUUUCGACGUUGAACCCUUUUAAGUUCAUGUUUUUUGGUUGGUGUUUAUCAGCAUGAAUCGUUUCGUUUCAAGAUUAUGAUUGACCUAUUAAUUAUUUCCCUUUUCUUCUCUC